Molecule: messenger RNA, 2212 nt
Organism: Thunnus maccoyii (southern bluefin tuna)
Lineage: Eukaryota; Metazoa; Chordata; Actinopteri; Scombriformes; Scombridae
Exons: 2
Coding region: 834-1661 (275 amino acids)
Source: RefSeq, a predicted model, not a curated record
AGUAUGAAGAGGAGGAAUGAUCACAGCGAAUAAAACCUUUUUCAUUCUUCAUAUGGACACCUGACCGUUGUUUGAAGACACACUUGAACAACUGUGAACCUAUCCUUUAGCAUUCAUCAAUUGAUUAUCUAUUGGCUGUUAACUAAUCACAUGAAGUCACAGUGACCUCAUCAUUUGUUACUGGUCAACAACAAAUGACAGAUCCUGCAUUAAAUCAUCAUACAGCUAAGCAUUACUUAAGUACGUGUUUUGUACCCUUGUUUUAAAGUGCUACCUUUACUCCACAUUUUUAGGGUUUUUUUGACUGUAGAUAUAAAUAUACAUACAGAUAUAUAUAGAUGCUCCUUCAGUAACUUCACUGUUUAGAAAACACUUGAUGGCUAGUGAUCACUAAGAAUAACUGGGCUCACCGUGGGACUGGCCUGGACCAGCCUCAGAUUCCCACGACCCCUCCUCUCCUCUGCACACACAAAUCAAAACACAGGCUGCAAAGGCGCACAAGCAGCCAGGAGAGACCGAGAGGCAGAGGAGCUUUGCACCACUUUUGAGUAAGACUGUUACUUACUAUAAAAGCCUCAUUUCAGGCUCAGCAAGCAGCCGCACGCUGACGCACGCAGUGAGGGAUGGGAAAAAAAACCAACGUCUUAAUCUGAGCAGGAAUUAGGGGGGAAAGUCUGGAUUUAAUCGCAAAUCAAAGUGGAGGAGAAGACACAGCGCGGAAACACGGAGGAGUGAGGCGAAUAACGCAACUCAUGGUUAUUUAUUUUGAUGAUGCCGAGGAGCCAGUUUUUUCUGCUUCGGAUUUACGUCCAAAACAAAUCUGAAGUCAGAGGAUGACGGCAGCCAGUCCUGCCUGCAGCCCGGCCUCAACCCAGUCGUCACGUGUCUGCCUCCCAGCAUGCCACAGACACCUGAGGAAAGGCAAAGACUUCCCGGCCAAACUGCACCUGCGCUCGGCCCCGGGCGUGUGGCUCAUGCUGGGUGUAGCGGUGGUGCUGGUGGGGAUGGGUGUGGCGGUGGCGGGUUAUGUAUCCGCUGUGCCAAAGCCUGUGGGGGGCCGUGGCAGCACCCAUGUCGAGAGGAUGAAACUAGCAGGGCCCGUGGUCAUGGGAGUGGGCCUCUUCAUCUUCAUCUGCGCCGCCACGCUGCUGUAUGAGAACCGGGACCGCGAAGCCCUCAGGCGAGAGGCGGCUGAGGACCUUGAGGAUCUGAAGGGAGGAGACGGCUGGGAGGAUUCACAGGACCAGCCCAGCUUCAGCUGUCAGGAGCAGUGUGAGUGUAAAGAUGUAGAGCCGGGAUCCUGGGCCACUCCAGCACACACGCUCCCCCUCUCAAACCAGAACUGGGGCCCUGCUCCUGCUCCUCCUCCUCCUCUGCCUCGCAGGGACAGACACAACAUCAGCAGCAGCAGAUCAUCUCCGCUGGCUCCUCUGGAUGCAGGAGGCAAAGAGGAGGAGGACAGAAUGCAGGAGGGAGCAGAGAAGGAGGGGAGGUCAACCCUUCUGGCCCGAGUUCUGCACCACCAGGAGCCAACUCCUCACUGCUCCUCCUCCCCCUGCCCGUCGUCUGUUUCUCACUCCUCCGUCCACUCGGACUCAUGCAACUCCAGCGAGGUCAACUUUAACAUACGGACAGGCUCUCCUCUGCCACCUGAGCACUGAACUUCUACUGUCUCAUGAAACGUGCAUGAUGAGUUAGAUACAUGUAAAAGUUUCAUGUGCAGACACGCUAAAGACAAGACUAUGCAUUCCUCAAUAAAUAGAUGAAAUGUUUGUUGGUAUGUCUUGGAUUAGUGCCUCGGAGUGGCGCAGUGGUUCUGACUCACUGUCUAUGAAGAGUGUUUUUGUCCCACAUCGUUCUCUGACUCACCCACGUUUGAGGGAUUGGAGCUUCGCUGUUUGAUGUCAACUCGCCAUCUUGUUGUCUUUGAUCUCACUCAUGCCAAAAUCCCUAAAGCUGCUGCUUGUUUGACCAUAUUUGGACUGGGGAGGAUUGCUAAAACUUAUUUGGGUGCCAUACUGGGAGACACACUCACUCUUGGCUUUCUCUCUCUCAGACACACAUCUUCCCUCCAGACGUACAGCAUCUACAUUUGGAGGAUAAAACAGUCUCAAGAGUCUUUACCUAAUCUCACACUGUACUGUAACCUACUCUUUAUCUGAGGAAACUGUGUCUCAGUAAAGGCCCUACAGUGGUGGAAAGUAACAAAGUA